Molecule: messenger RNA, 5209 nt
Organism: Thunnus maccoyii (southern bluefin tuna)
Lineage: Eukaryota; Metazoa; Chordata; Actinopteri; Scombriformes; Scombridae
Gene: ripor1
Product: RHO family interacting cell polarization regulator 1
Exons: 24
Coding region: 537-3812 (1091 amino acids)
Source: RefSeq, a predicted model, not a curated record
GACCAAAGGUAAGAGAGAGCCUCAAUGCAGCAGCCACCUUCAGACUGUUGGUGCAUAUUUAUAAACUAAUUUGCAGUUAAUGAAAUUACAGAUGAGUUGCCAUCCAGUGAAACGGGAGCUUCUGGGCCUUUGGGGCCUGGUUGGUAAUGUUCCCCUGUGAACAGAAAGUGAUGACCGGAUGUAAGGUGACUAUCCAGAGCAGCUGAUGAAGCAACAUUUUCAUUUGAACGUGACGACCGGAAGUGUGGGUAUUGAUUGCGGCGCGCUUGACGCUGGCUGAAUUAACGCUACUGGCUGCAUGGAAGAAAGCCGUCCAUUGAAGGAACGUGGUGGAUCUUUGUGACUUGACAGGACACUUUUCACCGCCACACUGAUGGACUGAGAGACCAACUGUGCUCGGAACCGUAUUUACGAGUGUGUCCCGCUCCGGAGCCUGUGAUUCUUUAUUUGGAUCAAGAACAGACUGGUGUCAGCUGGAGAGGAGAGGAGCCACAACACCGCAGCAAACAUGGAGUCCAUCCCGAACUCUCUCCACCAUGUCGCUGUCUGUUCGCCCUGCCAGACGCCUCACCUCCAGAUCCAUCACUAGAAGCCAGAGCUUCACUGGAGUCAACACUUACGACAAGUCCUACAGGAACCUCUCAGUGUUCAGCACUCCAGGUCUCAGCAGGAAGCCCAGCAGAGCCAGCAGGAUGUUUACUAUGUCCAAUAAAUCCAACCCACCACCUAAAGUCCCUCAACCAGAGCGGCUGGACGAAGUCUACGAGGCUCUGAAGAGAGGCCUCCAGUCUUAUCUGCAGGUUCAUCAGAUGGACUUGGACAACCUCAGCAGACAGAUGAAAGAAUCAAAGAGGAACUCUAGAUUGGGUUUCCUGUAUGAACUGGAUAAGCAAGUGAAGAUGACUGAGAGGUACAUCAGACGACUGGAGUUCCACCUCAGCAAGAUUGAGGAGCUGUAUGAAGCCUACUGCCUGCAGAGGAGACUCAGGGACGGAGCCAACAAGAUGGUGAAGGCGUACACUGCCUCUCCAGGCAGUAAGGAGGCCAGGGAGAGUCUAGCAGAGGCCAACAAAGGAUACAAAGAGUACACAGAGAACAUGUGUGUGUUGGAGAGUGAGUUGGAGAACCAGCUGGGAGAGUUCCACAUUAAGAUGAAAGGUCUAGCUGGAUUUGCUAGAUUGUGUGCUGGUGACCAGUAUGAGAUUUUUAUGAGGUAUGGUCGGCAGCGUUGGAAGCUCCGAGGCAGAAUAGAGAUCAAUGCCAAGCAGGUGUGGGACAGUGAAGAGAUGGUGUUUCUGCCUCUUAUCAACGAGUUCCUCUCUGUGAAGGUGACAGAGCUGAAGAGCCUGGCCAAUCACGUGGUUGUGGGAAGUGUUUCCUGUGAGACCAAGGACCUAUUUGCUGCUCUACCCCAGACAGUUGCUGUGGAUAUUAAUGACCUGGGGACCAUUAAGCUAAGCCUUGAGGUCACCUGGAAUCCAUUUGAUAAAGAUGAUCAAGGGUCAGUGGCAAGCACUGUCAACAAAGCUCCAACUGUCAGUAAGAGAUUCUCAACAAUCUUCAACCAGAGUCCACCUGACACGCCAUCAUUACGUGAACAAGCCUUCUAUAACAUGCUCCGCCGUCAUGAAGAGUUAGAGAAUGGAACAGCAUGGUCCAAUUCAUCUGAAUCUUCAGAUGAUUCCUCCAGUCCUCAGCUGUCUGCAGGAGGGCUACGCAGCUCCACACAUCCCAAGGCGGUGGUGGUGACACCAGAGGUCCAGCCAGCUGUCACAGGAAGUUCCUUCCCGCAGCCUGACAUCUCAUUUUGCCCCAGAGACUCUGCUUCCUCAACUCCAAAUUCCACCCACAAAGUCAGCGAGACUCCCAACACGUCCAAAUACCAAGCAGACAGCAGCAGGGAAGAGGAGAAGGGAGCAGUCACUGUGAUGACAAAACCUGAAAGUGAGGAGGAGGAUGUAGGAAAACAGUCUCCCAUAGCAACAGUGGAUGUAGCGGUGACCAACAGCCAUGCCUCGCGCAGCUACUUGCGUUCUCUGAGCCACAUCAGUGAAAACAGCGCUGACGGCAUCAUGUUGACGGACAGGUCAGCCGGCGAAUCAGGAGAGGUGAUGUCUCUGGCGUCAGGGAUCUCCAUCAAUGACAUUGAAAUGGAGAUGCCCAACAGAACUCCUGAACCACCCAGCUCUGUUGCCACGGACGCCGACAUGUCACCAAGGAGGCUGGGUGUUGCUGAGGAAAACACAACAGCUGUUGAUGUAGCAGAUAGUGAUAGACAACACCUAAUCAGGGAGCAACAGGAUACACCCAUCACUGUCCUCGACUCCCCCAUUGCCAGGACUGAAAGAGUGGACUCUAGCACUCCGUCACAAAUAAACACACAGUCACAGCUGGAGUGCAGCGUGGUGGCAGAGAGCGGAGAUGUGACGUAUAUGGCCCACCGGGUGUCGGUGGAGGAGGAGGGUGCAGGAGCAGACUGUCUGUCCAGAGAGGGUGGUAGGCUGGUGGACAGCGGGCUGGAGGACGCCCUGGGAGCUGUAGUCUCCUCUCUGGAUGAUUACAGAGGACAGUUCCCUGAGCUACAACUACUGGAGCAAGAGCUGAAGCUGCUGCAGGUUACACUGAAGGGUGGUAGGCAUAGCCGUUCUCCCAGCGUGGUCAGCCUCACAGUGGAAACGGCUCUGGGCAGCUUUGACUUCCUUAACACAUCCGACUGGGAGGAGGAAGAAGAGGAGAGGGGCGAGAAGAGGAACAGAAAUGGAAGGUCUCUGCAGGACAGAGGCUGGGACAGCCCCUCCUCCCCCGCCUGCCCCCUCACCUCAGGCUGCACCACUUUAGACUGCUCUCUGGUGGUCCAUCUGAGGAACUGCAGUGCACAGCUGCUGCGCCUGGGUAUGUUUGGUCCUCUGCGGUGUGGAGAGAUGUAUGCCUUGGACAGACUGCUGAGAGAGGCUCGCAUCCUAGAAAUCAUCCGACGCGUCACCAAGGAUAACCCACGACGUGUCAGACAGCCUGCUGAAGUGAUACCACAGCUGGGCCUGUGCAUGGGUGCUGUGUCACUAUGGCAACAGUGUGUGGGGCAGGGCAGUGUGUACAGCGUAUCUGCUGAGAGUUUCCUGGUCACCCUGUCCACAGUUUACUCCAGCAUACUGCCUGACAGGGCCAGCAACAUGGCCGACACAGUGUUCUUGUGUCUGGCAGAGCGAGUGCUGGAUCAGCGGUUACCACGGCGAGGCGGCAACAGAGAUAAAGUGAUGGUGACGCUGUUCCAGCUGUGGAGUUACCUGGAGGCUAACGGCAUCACUAACAUGGAAACACAUAUCACCGAGCUGGCAGAAGAGGUGUGGCUGGUGCAGAGCCUGGCGUCAUGUGACCAGGAUGUGAUUGUCCACGCCCUGAGGCGGCCUCCAGAGUGCAGCCUGAGGAGAGAAGGACUUCAUGCUGUGGCCAAAUUACUCAAAGACCCACGAGGCAAAGUGUCAGCCUCGGCCAGCUCUGUACUGAGAAGCCUGGCUGCCCAGCCCAGACAGAGAGAGCAGGCCUUGGUGAGCUGUCUGGAACUGCUGGAAGACGAAAACGUGGACACCAGAGUCUGUGGAUGCAAGGCUUUAGCUUGUCUCAAGGCCAAAGAAAGCAUCGACCAAUUAGUGUAUCUUUGUCGGACAGACAAGGAGGAAGUUCGAGAUGCUGCCAAACAAGCUCUGCUAGUGCUCGGUGAGGAGGGGAAGAUGGCCCACAGACACGUUGAGAUGUCUCAGGAUGGCAUACCGAGACUCUUCGCUCCUGGAAGCAUGGCCAGCACAGCAUUCUAACACUACACUAUACACACAAACACACACAUAUACACACACACACACACACACACACAUAGGGGUGGCAACAACACCAGAAAGUCAGCUAUACAAUAUGAAUGUUGUGUUUUGGCAGAGCUUUGAUACAACAUCAUUAGAAUACACAGUAUGCUGUUCUUCCACCCUGUUCCCACCACUAAAACAUACAGAGACAAUAUAUAAUACAUGAUAUACAGUAUACACUGUCAAAAAGGUUGCAAUAAUUAAUACUCACAUCAAGAACUACAACUUUACUCAUCACUGGGCAAACAUUUAGUCAGUAAGCUACACAAACCAAUUUAAUAUAUCAACGUGUGCUAACUACUCAGAGAAAAUCAGUUGGACUGUAAAGAUGCCGGGAAGAAUGUACAAUGUGAGCAGGCAUGAAUGGAAGGAUGGCUAAAGGAAGAGAUGGAAGGCUCGAAUGGAUACUGAGGGAAGUGGAUGUGGGGGAGUUAGGAGAACAGGGAGGAACAUGUCUGUGAGUCAUAUUCAGGUAAUAGAGUUCCUACUUAUUCCUUGCCAUCACGGACAUGUCCCUCCACAGCCCAGACACAAAUACAUGAUUUUGAAGUAAGCUAGCAAAGUCUACAAAGCUAUCUAAAGUCACCUUGUCAGCUAAUUCCUGUAUUCAUAGUCUACAAAGUGCCAAAAAAUUUUUAGUUUCUUGUAUUUUUAAUAUCAAAGUUCUAUUACUUUGACUUAAACUGUGGGUUUGACUGGUUACAUGGUGAACCAAUGGGCAUACAUGCAGUAGACUGACUAUGGCGUUCUACUGUAUAAUACUACCACUAACCCUGCCAUCACAUAAAACUACAUGUCCUACUGAAUACUGCUGUCUCUAGUUUAGACUCAAGGAUGUUUUUGAACAACCCAGCUUGUUCUAUGAAGUGACAACUGAACAUUAACAACUGGCUUUUCUCAUACAGCAGUGCCUAUACUGUGGCCAUUGGUUUAACAUAUCUGAAUUUUUGCCAGAUCACUGUCUGCAGUACUUGCACCAGGGCUGUAGUCAAGACUGCCUAAGUCCAGUCCAAAUCAAGUCAAGUCCAAGUCUGAGCAGUUUUGAGAUUCUAAAUUGAAAUCAAGAACAAAGAAACAAAACGGUGCCCAUUCAUGUUGUCCUUUUUUUGUUCGUUAAUCUGCCUAAAUGUUUCAUUAUUUAUUUACUAAACAUGUUUUGUUAUUAGUUACAUUUAUUCAUUUGUAAAAUGUUUUUGUCCAAUUCGAUGGACAAAUGAGAUUCAAUCCAGGGCUAAUUACCACACGAUAUAUCUAAUUAUACUGGAAAGGUAAUAUUCUUGCACAAUGUGAAAGUUAACUAUCAAAGUCCAACGUCUUAACACACAUUUGUGCAUAAAAUUACAUGUCUAAAGUGA